CAGCUUGGGGGGACAUCACCACGGAGGGACAGGGCUUCCUCCAGAACCCCCUAGCCUCCCCUCUCUGUCUACAGGCUGCAAGAAGAGAUCCAGCUGAAGGAGGAGGCUGAGAACAACCUCGCUGCAUUCAGAGCUGAUGUGGAUGCAGCCACACUGGCACGCAUCGACCUGGAAAGACGUAUCGAGUCCCUACAGGAGGAGAUCGCCUUCCUCAAGAAGGUGCACGAAGAGGAAAUCCGGGAGCUGCAGGCACAGCUGCAGGAGCAGCACAUUCAGGUGGAGAUGGACAUCUCCAAGCCCGACUUGACGGCUGCGCUGCGGGACAUCCGUGCUCAGUAUGAGAGCAUUGCUGCCAAGAACAUUGCUGAGGCCGAGGAGUGGUACAAGUCCAAGGUGAACGACCUGACACAGGCAGCCAACAAGAACAAUGAUGCACUGCGGCAAGCAAAACAGGAGAUGCUGGAGUACCGGCACCAGAUCCAGUCCUACACCUGCGAGAUUGAUGCCCUCAAGGGCACGAACGACUCGCUGAUGCGCCAGAUGAGGGAGAUGGAGGAGCGCUUUGCGGGGGAGGCCGGUGGGUACCAGGACACUAUUGCCCGCCUGGAGGAGGAGAUUCGGCACCUGAAGGAUGAGAUGGCCCGGCAUCUGCGUGAGUACCAGGACCUGCUCAAUGUCAAGAUGGCCUUGGAUGUAGAGAUCGCCACAUACCGCAAGCUGCUGGAGGGCGAGGAGAACCGGAUCAGCAUUCCCAUGCACCAGACCUUCGCCUCUGCACUGAAUUUCCGAGAGACCAGCCCAGAGCAGCGGGGCUCUGAAGUGCACACCAAAAAGACCGUGAUGAUCAAAACCAUCGAAACCCGUGAUGGGGAGGUGGUGAGUGAGGCGACCCAGCAGCAGCAUGAAGUGCUGUAGAGGAGGUUGCUCCAGCAGCCCACUGGCACCUUCUGUCCCUGCCUCCGUCCUGCCGCCAUGCCUCCCUCCUGCCCCCCUGCCUCGCCCCUCAGUGAUCCCCUGGCACUGCCUGAGGGGUUUCCCCUUGCAGCUGCCUCUGGGCCCCCCACACCCCCUGGGCUCUCUCCUUUGGCUUCGAAAGGCUUGGUCUGCUUUCGCAGCUUCACAGCAGCCACACCAGUGUCAGGAUCAGGCCAGGGCCGGGGGGGGGUGGGGCGGCAGGAGGGAGGGGAGAGGCAGGAGGGGCUGGGGGGAGCAGGUGGUGGCCUGGACUAGCUCCAUGGAGAGCCGGACGGUCCCAGCAGCGGGUUCUGGAUCCCCCCACAGGCCCCUCCCACACCGGGCACAGGCUUGGGGUUCACUCCAUAGGAUUGGGGACCCGUCCCCCUGUGCCAACACUGCCAUCCCCCUGGAGCUGGCGCUUCUCCAGGUGCAUAGUGGCGAUGCCAGGGAUGGGGACAAGCUGGU
Lepidothrix coronata (blue-crowned manakin) is the source of this 1422-nucleotide messenger RNA. RefSeq names its product desmin (gene DES). Lineage: Eukaryota; Metazoa; Chordata; Aves; Passeriformes; Pipridae. The coding region runs from base 283 to 915 and encodes 210 amino acids. The record is from RefSeq and is a predicted model, not a curated record. Gene Ontology annotation, biological process: skeletal muscle organ development. The transcript has 8 exons. Gene Ontology annotation, cellular component: sarcolemma; Z disc; cell-cell junction.